Molecule: messenger RNA, 4565 nt
Organism: Melanotaenia boesemani (Boeseman's rainbowfish)
Lineage: Eukaryota; Metazoa; Chordata; Actinopteri; Atheriniformes; Melanotaeniidae
Gene: ubap2a
Product: ubiquitin associated protein 2a
Exons: 27
Coding region: 122-3895 (1257 amino acids)
Cellular component (GO): nucleus; cytoplasm
Molecular function (GO): protein binding
Source: RefSeq, a predicted model, not a curated record
AGAGAGGAGCAUCCACCGCGGCAGCGCAUGUCACGUGACCCAUCGUGUCUACUGCUGGCCGAGUGAAGCGUGUUAGCAGGUUUUUCUAUUUUGUACAUACAGAGUUUUGUAUAUACUGUAUAUGAUGAGCUCGCUGGGCAGCGACAAGGCCCGGGGCCCUCGGGAGAAAGCGCUGCCAGCUGUCACUCAGACAUCACAACCACAGAAACAAAUACAGGCUACUGCGGAGCAGAUCCGACUUGCCCAGAUGAUCUAUGACAAGAAUGAUGCUGACUUUGAGGACAAAGUUAACCAGCUGAUGGAAGUGACUGGGAAGAACCAAGAUGAGUGUAUGGUAGCGCUCCAUGACUGCAAUGAGGAUGUCAGCAGAGCCAUCAAUUUCCUCCUGGAGAGCACCUCAGACAUGACCUCAUGGGAAACGGUGGGGAAGAAGAAGCCCCUGGUGAAGGAGGGCCCAUCAGAAAGCAAGGAGAAUAAGGAGAAUAGGGAGAAGAAAGGAGAGAGGGAGGCAAGCAAGGGCCGUGCUGCAGCCACCCGCAAAGGCAAGGGGCAAAGGAACCGACAGGCACAAGGAGUGCGUCCGGAGGAGAAUGGCGUGGAGGUGACAGCUGUGGAGAGAAGUUCAGACCGAGGUCGAAGGGUUAAAGGUGGCAGAGGAUCUGGAGUUCGAGGUCGAGGGAAAGCCCCAACAGGGAGCAGGUUCUCAGCCCAGGGCAUGGGGACUUUCAACCCUGCCGACUAUACCUCAGAGGCUGGAACUGGGACCACACAAACAGAGGUUUGGGACACAGUGACCAACAACAGCACAGAUGGAACAGUUGCCUGGAGAAAAACUUUGGAAGACUGGACAGCUGAGGACUGGAGUGAGGAUGUCAGUCUCUCAGAGACCAAAGUGUUCACCUCCUCAUGUGCACCAGCUGCUGAGAACCAUAUCACACCUGGGCAAAGUCUGGAUCUUUCCGCUCUGCUGCAGAAACCUGGGGUUGGGGGAAGAGAGGCACCUUCAUCUUCUUCUAAUCAUAGUUUGGUCUUCACCAACUCCCACCAUCACCAGCAGCCGCCCCCCAGUCGCAGCACCACCAGCAGCACAAGCUACGCACAUGCUGCUCUGUCAUCAGUUCUGGGAGCUGGUUUUGGGGACUUGGGCCAGGCCAAGAGGCCUCCGCCCAGUGCUGGAGCUCAGAUACUGGAACAGUUGAAAGGUCCUGGCUUGGGUCAGUUGCCUUCAUCUCAGACAGCUCCUCCUGUGAGCACCCAAGGAAGCAACACCUCCAUUGGUCGAUUGCCAGGUCUUGGAGGACCUGUACCUCCGCCAUCCUCCUCUGGUUGGGAUCUGAAGGCUUCAGAGUCCAACACAACCCCAUUGUCUUCACAGUUCAGCCGUGAGUUUGGACUGCAGCCAGAGCCUUCGCUUGUGCUUAGCCAGCUGGUUCAGAGGCACACAGGCCCCUCCUUGCCUCUGGCACGCCAGCCCAGUCCUCCAUCGCAACAAGCAGCACCCCCUGCGUCAGCAUCGCCUGCUCCCCAACACACCAGCACGCCAGCACAGGCCGGUCCGGUGAUGGCUGCUGGUGGUGUUAAACCUCCUGCCUCUAGUGCAGCACUGGACCCUCAGGGAAGCGGUAUGCCACAGCAGCAACGGGUGCAGCUCAAAGGUCCAAAACGAAGGAUACCUCCCGCAUCCAAGAUCCCCUCCACAGCAGUGGAAAUGCCAGGCUCAGCUGAUGUCCCUGGGUUAAAUCUGCAGUUUGGAGCGCUUGAUUUCGGCUCGGAGUCAGCUUUGCCAGAGUUUGGAGUUGUGGACAAUUGUGUGGGUGCAGUAUCCAGGGAGUCCACACCUGCACCUGCCUCAGCACCAGCUGCAUCAGGACCAGGAACACAGAGCCAAACAAGUCUGUACUCAAAACCGCUAAGUGAGUCACUGGGCAGCCCUCUCUCUGUUGCCCUGCCUCCGCCCCUCUCCUCAUCAGAGCCAAUAUAUCACUCCUCCUCUGUGGCGCUGUCUAGUCUCGCUCCUUCAUUAGGGACAGCCAGCUCCACCAAUCCUCCAUCCUCUUCAACAACCUCAACCACCUCCUCCUCCGUACCCUCCUCCUCCUCCCCCUUCACAUCAGUGGGGGGAAGCUACGAUGGGACGAUACCCCCUCACACACGGCUGGCCUUCUCACAGAGCAAAGAGGCCACGGGGCCAGUGAUGAAUGGUCUGAAUGGUGUAAGGACGUCUGCUGCUCUAGACACUUCAUCAGCUUCUUCCACACCGAAGCCAGAGUCGCCAUCUAUUAACAUCAAUGCCAAUGGUCCGUCAGCACCUUCGUCCCACUUACCCUCCACCCUGACUGCACACAGUUCAGCUGCACUCUCUAACCUGGCGCAGGAGCUGCCCUCAGCGAGCCAACUCAACACACUGAAUAGCCAUGUCAGCAGUCAUUCCUCAGUUUCAGCUCUGGGAUCCAGCUCUCUCACUUACACCAGUGUUGACAGCAGCACCGUGAGCUCUCUGGCUCCUUCGUCUGGCUCUUACACCUCAUCGCAGCCUCCAGCCUCAUCACUCCACACAGCCCACAACAGCAGCAACAGUAGCAGCAGCAUCAGCCACCUGGCCAACAUGCCCAGCAUGGGCAACAACAUGAGCAGCACAGUUGGCGGUAUUACUGGCACAAGUGGACUUCACUCCGCUGCCACCAUCGCCACCAGCACAGCGCUGGGACUUGGCUCCAAUGGAGCUACUGCCACAUCCAACCUCUCUGCACCAAGGAACACACCCCUGCUCUCCUCCACUGGUAAAGCUCCUCCUAACCUGUCCCAGGGAGUGCCUCCUCUACUGCCCAACCAGUAUAUCAUGGGCCCCGGGGGGCUGCUGCCUGCUUACCCACAGAUCUACGGCUAUGAGGACCUCCAUAUGCUCCAGUCCAGACUGCCAAUGCCCUCUUUGCAGGAUUACUAUGGAAUCACAUUCCCUGGCCCCACGGCAACUCUCUCUGGCAGAGACGGAAGCCUAGCCAACAACCCUUACUCAGGUGAAGUCACAAAGUUUGGCAGGAAUGACUCCACCUCCCCAGCACCCCCUACCAGCCUGGCCACCCAACAGCCUCCACAGGCCCAAAGCCAAGGACAGACCCAGGCCCAGCCUCAGCCUCCUCAGGCCCAGCCUCAGCCCCAAGGCCAGCCGCAGCACCACAGCAGUCAGCAGGCCUUUCUGCCACCAGGCUACAGCUACACAGGCCUGCCUUACUACCCCGGAGUGCCCGGCGCCGUGCCCAGUGCUGCUGCCUUCCAGUAUGGGCCCACCAUGUUCGUUCCUCCCGGAGGCCCAGGACCUGCUUCAGCCAAGCAACACAGCAUGGGCCUCGGCCUGGGAAACCCUUCAGCUAGCCCCUUCCAGCAGCAGGCACAGCAGCAGCCCAGCGGUUAUGGCCAGCACACCUUCAGCUCAGGGUAUGAGGAGCUGACAGCAGGGCCAGCAGGAGUAGAAUAUGGUAAAGGCUACAACUCCUCGUCACAGGCACAAGCCAAAUCUGCUGCUGCAGGUCCUGGGAAAGGUGUCUCAGUAACAUCCAGUAACUCCGGUGUGCCAGACAUCAGUGGAAGUGUUUACAAUAAGACCCAGUCUUUUGAUAAGCAGGGUUUCCAUGCGGGGACCCCACCUCCCUUUAGCCUGCCAUCAGCGCUUGGGGGUCCAGGGCCCCUGAACCCUGGAGCAGCUCCCGGAGGCUAUGCACCUGCCCCAUUCCUCCACAUCCUGCCUCACCAGCAACCCCACUCACAGCUGCUGCAUCACCAUCUAGCUCAGGAUGGACAGGGUGUUCCCAGCCAGCGGGGUCAGUCCAGCAGCCUGCAACAAAAGAGCCAAGUCAACAAGUCGAGCUACGGCAGCUCCCCUUACUGGGCCAACUGAGAUGGCUGUUUCUGCGACGUGUGUGCGUGAAUGUGCAUGGACACACACCAGCACAGGGCACCACUCUCAGCGGACAUGACUGAUGAGGUCACAGAGGGACAAACCAUUUUACAAUACAAGCUAAAACACACACUACCACCCCCUCCCCUUUGCUCUGUAUAUCCCCUUUUCAAAUUUAUGGCUGUUGUAUGUAAAAUAUAUUUAUGUAUUUAUACAGUAUAUAUGUAUUGGUAGGACAUAAAAUGUGGUUUUCUGCAUUGUUUUCAUUUUGAAGGACAUUUUAUUUUAAAAAAAAAAUGUGGGAAGAUGAGAAUGCUAAUCGUGGCGAUGAAGUUGGUGAAUAUACUUGAACACAAGCAUCUUGUGAUGUGGAUUUUCUUUUUUAUGCAUACAAGAACUGAGAAUGAUGUACAUAGAUUAUACACAUCAUUUUCACGGCAAAGGCCUUUUUUUAUUUUAGAAGAAAAUAUGUUUUUGUAUCUUUGGUCUCCCGCAUCUGUGAAUCCUUAUAUUGAGGGUGACUUUAUAGCUUGACUUCUUUUUCUCCUUCCAUUUGUCUCUCAUCCUGAGUUCUUACUAGUUGGUUGGUCUGACCAGCCAGGCCUUGGAUUUGAUGUCAUUUUAACAUUGGUUUAAUCCUUGUUGUCCAAAUUAAAAGUUAUCAACAGUU